AUGUCUCGAACAUGGUGCACCACACUAGAAGAGAGCAUUGUAUCAGAGUACCUAGAUGGCAUCCUCAACAGAAAGAAGAAGAACUUACCCCCGCGCUCACCUUAUGAGACGUCCGCUUCUCAGCGCGCACGUAGCGCCGUGCGGCUCGGUGCUGGGAAACAUACAGGCAGUAGGCCGGGCAGUGCGCAGAGACCAGGGAGCGCACAGAGGCCGAGUAGUGCACAGCGCCCACGUAGUGCUGUGCGGCCAGCAAGUAGGGAGAAACAGGAGGUCAGACCUAAAACUUCAUGUAGUGUUAAGAAGAGUGGUAGUAAUAUGAGCACUAAGAGUUACGGGUCAGCUACAUCAAUAAACUCUUCUCAACUAUCCGUGUAUUCUGCUAAUGUUCAGGGACACCCAGGAAAACAUUUUCCUUCAAAGAAAAUAGUGAAAAGAGUAAUCAAAUUCACCGCACCCGACCAAUCUAAACAUCUCGUCACACACUCUUUUUCUGAGCUGAUAGAGAAGUCACACUCUCAUCAUCUGUACACGAGUGACGGUACAGCCCUGACGAGCGAGCUCUACCAUCUACUCCCACAUAACUGUCACAUUUACGUGUACGAUCCUACUACAGCUCAACCAGCACGUGCUUCUAAACCUAAGAUAAUGUGGACAAAGGACGGUAUCCAGGUUUCAGGAGCCCGACCUAAACGAACCACCAAACCCAACCUGUCCGCAAGAAUGCAGAAACUGGUAGAGAACCGGAAGCAGCGUGUGUUAGUGUUUAAGAACGGAGAGCACCGCAAAGCAGGCUCCGUUGCUGUGACAGAGGGAAGUUUGAAGAACAUGUUGAAUGAUACUACUAAUGUACUGGGAUUCUCUGUUAGCAGUUUGUUUACUGUUGAAGGCACUAAACUUAUUGAGGGUGAGCCAGUACCACACGUUUUGUCAAAUUGUCACAUAAAAGGGCCACUGUGGGCAUCACGCGGUAAUGAGACAUUCUCAUUUCUUGGAGCUUACAACUGGUGCAAACAGGAGCACAAAGCUCUGAAGAAGGAGUUGAACUUGUGCCAAGAUAAACUUGCUAAGUGGGCUAAAGAGUGUCUUUCUUGGCCAACAAACUCUGAUGGUUCGGAGAAUGGUAAACUCUCGUGGCCUGUUGAGGGACUUCUCCUUUCUAGAGCUCCUUCUCAGCAGGAGUCUAAAUCACCCAAGAAACAGACUCCAAUGCCGGUAGUUCUAAGACUUGGUGUGAGAAACAACGGUAGUUGCGAUCCAAUCAGACAUGUUACUGCUCCAGAUCUUAGUAACAUGAAGAAAGACCUUGCCAUGAAACGGCGGUCUAUUGAACUAAAACAGCGAGACAGACAACCAGAUACCCAACGCUGGCUUGACAAGCACUCUAAAGAAGUGGUCCAUGACGACCAGGAGAAAGUUUCGGAACUAGAGUUCAGACUUUUUCUAGACAAGUGUGGUAGUAUGUUGGGCUUAACAACGUCUCCCACUCGGCUGUUUCUAGUUAAUGGUGAAGAGCUCGUGUCCCUGGAAUCCUUAGAACGGGACACGGAGGUUUAUACUCUAACUGUGUCCCAGUGUUCGGUAAAUCCUCCCAAUCCUGUGGAUCAUGCUGGCUCCAAGCUCAAGAUAGCGCCCCCCUUCACGCAAGUAGCCAAAUGGGCAAGACACAACCAGAAAUGGAGUUAUGACAUGAACACGGGCCAUCUAACCGCGUUUGCUGGAACACCCUUGUGUAAAAGUCUCAAUGCCGCUCUGCAAGCUAAAAUCUGCACCUACGCUGUGACGAGUAGUGACAACGCUGAACAACCAACCUACAUCAUGGAGAAUCCCGGAAUCUCAGGAAUCCCCGACGACAACACCCACAUCUACGUGUGUGGUUCCUGUGCUACUGCCCUGAGGGACCGGUACUCCGUCGAUAAAAUAGACCCCACCACAUUUGUCUGUUCUGUUGGGUACUACUGCUCAGCAGCAAACCUGACAUGA
Molecule: messenger RNA, 1980 nt
Organism: Bolinopsis microptera
Lineage: Eukaryota; Metazoa; Ctenophora; Tentaculata; Lobata; Bolinopsidae
Exons: 7
Coding region: 1-1980 (659 amino acids)
Biological process (GO): regulation of mitotic cytokinesis
Cellular component (GO): midbody
Molecular function (GO): microtubule binding
Source: RefSeq, a predicted model, not a curated record